AUGGCCAACCCCCCACCCUUAACAGGCCUCAAAGUCCUCGAGUUCGCCGGCCUCGCCCCAGGCCCCUUCGCAGGCCUCCUCCUCGCCGACGCGGGCGCGUCCGUGAUCCGCGUCGACCGGCCCUCGACGUCCCCGACCGCCGACCACCUGACGCGGCACAAGGCCUCGGUGGCGGUGGACCUGUCGACGCCGGCGGGGCGCGCGGUAGCCACCCGGCUCGCGCGCGCCGCCGACGUGCUCAUCGAGCCGUUCCGCCCGGGCGUCAUGGAGCGGCUGGGGCUGGGCCCGGACGAGCUGUGCGCCGCGAACCCGGCGCUCGUCUACGCGCGCAUGACGGGCUUCCGCCGCGACGGCCGCUACGCCGCCAUGGCGGGCCACGACAUCAACUACCUGGCCGUCGGCGGGGUGCUGGGCAUGCUGGGCCCGGCGGGGGGGCGGCCCGCGCCGCCGGUCAACAUCCUGGGCGACUUUGCGGGCGGCGGCGCCGUGCUGGUGCAGGGCGUGCUGAUGGCGCUGCUGGCGAGGGCGCGCACGGGGAGGGGCCAGGUCGUCGAGGCGAACAUGGUGGACGGCGCCGGCUACCUAGCUACGUUCCCGCGGUUCGCGAGGAAGACGCCCAUGGGUGACGGCCCGCGGGGCACGAAUGUCUUAGAUGGCGGGUGCCCGUACUACGAUACCUACGAGACGAGGGAUGGGAGGUACGUGGCUGUCGGCGCGCUGGAGCCGCAGUUCUACGCGGCACUUGUCAAGGGCCUGGGGCUUGAGGGCCAGGGGUGGGAGCAGAGGAGGCUCGACCGCGACUGCUGGCCCGAGAUGAGGGCUACGUUCGAGACGAUAUUCGGGAGCAGGACGAGGGACGAGUGGGAGGCGGUGUUUGACGGCACGGACGCGUGCUGCACGCCUGUCUUUGACUACGCAGAGCUAGAAGGGGCUGGUGAGGGGAGAGAGGGGGACCAGAGACCGAUUGUGACGCUGCGGGAGACGCCUUGCCUCGCUGUUGACUCGGGGCCGAGGCCAUCCACGGCCGACGCGGUCAGUCGUGGCCAGGGCCCUGGUGUCCCUGGCAAUGGGUACGUCGGCAAGGCUCUGGUGCCGGGAGAGAAUGGCGAGACGGCACUCAGAGACUGGCUCGGCUGGGAGAAAGGGAAGCAGUACGAUGUUGAGAAUGAUGGUCUAGUUCUGAGGACGGGCUCUAAGCUGUGA
Molecule: messenger RNA, 1203 nt
Organism: Diaporthe amygdali
Lineage: Eukaryota; Fungi; Ascomycota; Sordariomycetes; Diaporthales; Diaporthaceae
Product: lpha-methylacylracemase
Exons: 1
Coding region: 1-1203 (400 amino acids)
Molecular function (GO): catalytic activity
Source: RefSeq, a predicted model, not a curated record